This is a messenger RNA of Symsagittifera roscoffensis, 2836 nucleotides long. RefSeq lists its product as uncharacterized. Lineage: Eukaryota; Metazoa; Xenacoelomorpha; Acoela; Convolutidae. Gene Ontology annotation, molecular function: protein binding. Bases 1463 to 2713 code for a protein of 416 amino acids. The record is from RefSeq and is a predicted model, not a curated record. Gene Ontology annotation, biological process: protein homooligomerization. The transcript has 6 exons.
CUCCUAUGAGGGACUCCCUAAAACAGGAUUUAUAAUAGGCAUAGUCUUUUUGAACAAAGAAAUAGACGUCUAUUUUACCAAAAUGCAAAUAGCUCUCAGCCCAAUUUUAUAUUGCCCCUUAAGUCUGCGUCUGAAUGUGAAAUGCAAAUUUGCUGUCUUGGUAUAAGUGUGGGUGGUGUAAUAUAACCACGCGCUUCGAAAACUCGCAAAGCCUAAAAACAAAAAAAAAAACUUGUUCAAAUCGAAAUAUGCGCUUACUGCUUUUGCGUUGGGUAGGUCACAGAACUUUACUUGGUAGUUCACAAGAUUUCUGCAUAAAGUGUUAACCUGGUCUUAAGUUAUUUUUUUUUCGUCUGUUAAAUCUGCACUUGUCACGUACUUAGCUCAAGUUGGUAUGACUAGUUGCUGAUUGGAAUUUCUACUUUUCGUCUGAUUAGGACUGUCUCGUUUUAUGAAGUUACAAAUAAAGCAACCAGUGAGAGAUUCAAAUACAAAAGUAGUUUACCCAGCCAGAAUUGUUUUUCUCAAAAGAACGCACGUUUGGGUGCAGAGGUCUGAUUAUACAUGCUAAACGUAAAAAUAUACCCAUGUUUUGAUUAACUCUUGCUUUCAGAUUUGAUUUCCCAGAAGAUUUUUGUUUAUUGCCCGGAGUUGUCUCUUCAAACUAACCUAGGGAAGAUUAUCAGUUCCUUUGGGCUGGAAUUUGUGUCUUCAUUUUUCUACUCUAGUUGCAGCGGUGAUAUUGUUCGUACUUUACCAUUACACUUAGCUGUUUUUCUUACCAUCCGCUGAAAGAAAGAUUGAUUUCAACCUCAAAUUUUGUUUCUGUUUCAAGGCACAGCAAACAAUCGCAGUUUAAAAAGACUCUUAUAACCAGAUGAACGUCAUUACAUUACAUAACUUUAAGCUUAAACAAAUUCACUUACUACAUUUUCAUUCAGUUUGGUCUUGCUCGAACACUUUUGAAAAUCAGUCUCAAUUUACUCAAGAUCGAAUAUUUUUAAAUUGUUGAUCAGUAUUAUCAGAGUACAAUAGCGUUUCAUAUAUUUUGGUAUCGUGACCAUUCUGAUUUUGAUUAAAAAUUGGCGCCAUUUACAUAUCCAUAGACUUCGAUAAAUAAUAAAUUUUCCUCUGAAGCAAUUUUUCAUUUUAUAAAAUAGUAACUAAACUAGUGGAGAACGUCGGAAAAUGAUGUCUGGCUGUGAACAAAAAUUAACACUAACCAAACAAAUCUUCGCCAACAUGGUGCAAUUUUAAAGGGAAGUACCCGGUGUGUAAUUGGACAAAAAUCGGCGGGGUUGUUUAUUGAGCCCUGCAGAUAUUGCUUAGUGGAUCCGCCUUCUGUGUACUGUUACUGUUUUGUUGUUGGUAUACCUUUUGUUAGUUGCCAAUUUAACCUGCCUGUUGGUAGGUGAACGCUACGGGGGGUUAUUUAUACCAUCCCAACCCGCUCUUCUCUGUGAUGCACGCAGCGGCCGCAACCUCAGAAUUCCUCUCCCAUUCCAAUUCGGACAGUAGCUUCUCUCCCAUGACAAUAAAUUCCCCGGAGUUAUUCAGCUCACCGCCUCAUCAUCAUCACGUGAACUCUUCUUCCCAUCACGCAACUUCGCACGCUCACGUGCAACCAUUUCACACGUUCACGCCGCAUGGAAACACAGAUGAUUCAAACUCAACCGUGACUGGUCUGUUUCCAACUUGCCCCUCACCUGUCACGACUGCGUCGCCUUCUUCACCUGUGUCUACUAACGGGUACUACCAGGGAUCGAACCACCAACCCCCCGCUUACAGCAAGCACCAAUUACCCACUAUGAGCGCGGGAAACAAUGUGCAAGCUAUGCAGAAUUUGAAGUUGGACAACAAGCAGCAAAUGCCAGGAGGCGAUUCUCCCUUCGAAGGAAAAGGAAAACUAAAUUUACAGCAGCAGAGCAGUGGCAUCGGGUCUGCGGUGUCGCCUGCUGGAACUCUUGGUCAACAACCGGGCAAUGGAGUUGUGCCCAGUCAUCAAUCGAGUGGAAGCAAUCCUAACUUCCAAAAUGAUUCUAACUCGCAGCUUUACGCCAACAAUGGAGCCCUGAUGAACCAAAGAGUUAAGUUAAACGUGGGCGGCAAAAUAUUCGAGACCCUUUUAUCUACACUUCAGAAGGCAGGUGAAGAGUCAAACCUUGCCACUGUGGCCAAGGAGGCUGCGAUGAAGGAUCUGCCCAUGUUCAUAGACAGAGACUCGGACACUUUCUCCAUCUUGCUCAACUACCUGCGCACAGGGCAAUUACUCAUCCCCUCCUGGGCGGAUUUCUCCACGGUGCAGUUACUCAAGUUGGACGCCACCUUCUACGGGGUGCACAAUGCACAGUACCUGCACUCACUCGACCACUUCAACAUCCUCAAGAAGUUCAACUACUCCGUCAACGUCAAGUUCCUAGUCCCUGAACUCAUAGUGGCCGAGAUCAAGGCGGCGACUGAGGGUGUGAAGCGGAAGGAGGCGGAGAGCAAGUGGCUCAACUGGUACAAGGAGGACAUGCUCUCCUUCGGCAGAGUGUUCAAGGCCAGCUCCAUCUCCUCCUUCAACGCACACUUCAUCCCACCCCACUGGUGUUCCCUCAAGGUUUGCUUCGUUCUGUGGAACACUAACUGCAACAAGGAUCACAUUGCCCUCUUCAUGAAAGACCUGUCCAAACUGCACUACAUUGAAAACUUAGAGGUCACAGAAAUAUAGCAGAGAUGUACAAACAAUUUUAUUUAUCCUUUUUUAUCAGUUGAUUGCAUCACUAGUGAUGAUUCAGUAAUUUAUAAAUGCACAAACCUACACUGUAGUUAAAAUAAAUUUCCCUAUUCUUUA